This is a messenger RNA of Centropristis striata (black sea bass), 935 nucleotides long. RefSeq lists its product as uncharacterized. Lineage: Eukaryota; Metazoa; Chordata; Actinopteri; Perciformes; Serranidae. The record is from RefSeq and is a predicted model, not a curated record. Bases 72 to 935 code for a protein of 287 amino acids. The transcript is spliced from 3 exons.
UUUUGUUGUAUAGCUGUGUUGUUCCACUGAGGGCAAAGUGUUUCUGUGAGAGGAAUCAAAGAGAUUCAUCAAUGUCACAGCCAGCCAAUCUCAGAGUGAUACUUUCAGACCAUAAUGUUCAGAAACUGACAUUACCAUCUGGAAUCCCAGGAACAGUUGAAGAGCUUCAUUCAAUUGUCCAAGUUACAUUUGGGAUUCCUGGGGAUUUCUGUCUACAUUUCAAGGAUGCUGACUUCGGAAACGAAUUUUUCUCCUUGAUUUCAACAACUUGCAUCGUGGACAAGGACACUAUCAAGGUCGUGUAUAUUGAUGAACCUCCGACCGUAACUCUGACCUUAACAGAUGUAGACAGCUCCUUUGCAAGUAUUUCUGAUUGUUCGCCUCUGCCUUCUGAUGAUGUCUGCUCAUCUGCAUCCUCCCAUGACACGUUACCUGUUUCUCCAAGACCAAUGACUGAAAUCCCCGCCCAGCGGUCAAAGGGGUGGCCCGCAGAAUUUCUAAUCCCUCGUUUCUCUGCCAACACAGAGAUUCUGCUUCAGUCAGGCAAUGAAAAGUUCAGUUGUUCUGGGAUUCUUUUUGGUACCAAUGAUCUCAUCUCACUACUUCCAGACAUUCUGGGAAAUUUAGCUGAGGCCAUAUUUGAGUACACAGCUUAUCCAUCAAGUGCCAAACUAAGUCAAGUAGCAGAGGCCCUGGUCAAAAAACAUCCCUGCCUCAAGGAGCCCGGGUCCUUCAAUGGAUGUUAUGGAUGGAUCCAACGGCUCAAAUAUAAAAUGAACAACUUCAGGUCCAAACUUCGUGGGACUGGCUGCCCAGAAAUUGUGGUUAACUCACUGAAGAGGAAAGUGUCACAUGAGCAGACUCCUGCGAAAAAUGUUAAAAAGGCAAAAAAGGCUGAAGUAAAUUACUUACCUCCUCACCCACAAGAUAAAUGA